AUGACGGUGCAGCGGGCUCCGGAGGCGGUGGGGGGAUGCGGGAGGAUGGGCCCGAGGCGGGCCGGCAUGGUGCCGCCCCCGGAGGAGCCGCCCCCGCGGAGGCAGCAGCGCGGCUGGCGGGUGCUGGCCGAGCGGAACCAGAGCGUGGCGGCCGUGGGCGCCUGGGUGGAGAGCGCGCCCGGGCGGCAGAGCCCGGCCUUUGCCUCGGCGUCCCGGGUGGAGGAGGAGCUGCAGGAGCAGCAGCGGAGGAAGGCAGCCAGCCUGAGGAGAUUCCAGGGCGAGGUGAGGCAGCGGGUGAACCGGCAGGCCAGGCUGCGCCGCAGGCUCGAGCUGCAGAAGGCCUACGAAGCUGUGGAAAGGGAGAGCUGUGCUGCUGUGCAGUACUCGACCCCCUGGAAGAACACGUGCCUGUUCCAGAGCCUCCCUGCUCCCAUCAUCUGUGCCCCCAGCGCUGGCUCUGGCCCAGCCCAGCCACAGGAGGAGCAUGGGGAGCCCUUCCAGCAGCAAGCUGCCGAGCUCAGCAGGGCUGUGCAGCAGGUGCGCCGCAGGCUGGCCUCCCGCAGGAUCCUGGCCCGGCAGCAGGACCCAGACCCUUGCCUGGCCAUGGAGGAGGGUGAGGAGCUGCUGCUGGCAGGACACCACGAUCUGCCUGCUGAGCUGCUGGAGCAGGGCACAGCUGCACGUGGCACUGAGCAGGAUGAUGACUUCUACAUCAAAAUUCAGUUUGAAAAAGUCUGUGGUGGGUCACUGAAGGACUCCAGCCUGCCUGGGCCUCCUGGGAGGCCACACAGUGAAUGCCAACCUCCCCUCAAACUCUGGGCUGGUGUUGACCAAGAGGAAACCAGGAAGCAGCGGCAGAGCGAGUUCCUGCGGUGCCGGCGCCUCUGCAUGGCCCUGGAGCGCGAGCGCGCGCGGCAGCACCGGCGGCAGCACCAGCGGCAGCAGAGAGUCGCCCGGAUUAAGAGGCAGAAGGAGAAUCAGCGCCGGGCAGAGGAGCAGAGGAUGCAAGACAUGGCUGAGCAGAGAGAGCCCUCCCCAGGAGAGGCAACCUGGGAAGCCCUGGCCCAGCUCCAGCUGGAGGAGAGGAGAGUGAGGGACAGACAGCAGCGGGAUAAGGAGCACAGGAGGUAUGUUGAAGCUCUGAGAGCCCAGAUGAGGGAGAAAGUCAAACUCUGUAACAUUGACUUGCCCCCACUGUGUUCCUGUGGGUCUGAUUUCUGGGAUUCCCACCCGGACACCUGUGCCAAUAACUGCGUCUUCUACAAAAAUCACAAAGCCUACAGCCAGGCGCUGCACUCGGUGAUCUCCUGCUGUGCCCACGCAGCCACGCGCUCUCUCCAGGACGUGGCUGCUCUCUGCGCUCGCUCGGGGAAGCGCCUGUGACCCAGGAGCUCCGUGUCCCAGCACCGGGGCUGUGCCGUGUCCUGCCUGCCCCUCCACGCCAGCUGCCAGGACGGUGUCACCUUGGUGUCACCUUUGUUCUCCCGGCUUGUGCUGUGCCUCUCCCACUCUGCCCCAGGGGUGCAGCUGGCCGGGGCGAUGGUCGAGGUGAAGGAAGCAAUUGCUCUGUGGAGUUGGUUUAUGGCAGGCACUUGCAUUCCAGUAGCUGACUGUUGACUAGAUAUUCUUAUUGACUAAUCAUUAUUGUGGAAUAAACUGCUUUCAAAGA
Molecule: messenger RNA, 1669 nt
Organism: Passer domesticus (house sparrow)
Lineage: Eukaryota; Metazoa; Chordata; Aves; Passeriformes; Passeridae
Gene: CCDC15
Product: coiled-coil domain containing 15
Exons: 11
Coding region: 1-1383 (460 amino acids)
Cellular component (GO): centrosome
Source: RefSeq, a predicted model, not a curated record